AUCGACCCCAACGGGGUGCCAGCCUAGCCUAGCCUUCCCUGUUCCCACAUUCCCCCACCCAACCUCUUCCCCUUCGUCAACCUGCCCUUUUCCUCCCCCCCGGGGGUAAUUAUUCCCAAAUCCAAGAAAACCUAGGGCAAAUCCCACCCCCACAUUCCCAGAUCCGCCCCAUCUGAAAGGAUCCGGGGAGGAGGAGGAGGAGGAUGGGGGAUUUCAGCGUGGUCCUGGUGGUGCUGGCGGCGGUGGUGCCGGUGCUGGUGCUGGCGGUGAGCGUCUACCUUCUGGUGAACUAUCAGCACCCGGACGACGCCAACCAGGCCUACUUCCCCAAGCUGGUGGUCGUUCUCGGCCUCUCGGUCGCCGCCGUCUCCAUCCUGAUGCUCCCCGCCGACGUCGCCAACCGCCAGGCCUGCCGCCACGCCCUCUACAACGGCGCCUGCAGCCUCACCCUCCCCAUGAAGACCCUCUGGCUUGCCGUCUACAUCGCCGACGCCGUCCUCGUCUUCUUCGUCAUCCCCUUCGCCAUGUUCUACUACGAGGGCGACCAGGACAAGAGUAUAGCGAAGAGGCUGAGGAGCGCGCUGUGUUGGGUGAUUAUGUCGGCUGUCGUAUGCGGCCUCUGCCUCGGAAUUCUCUACGGACUUGUUGGUAAAGUGGAUUUCACAGUUAGGCACCUCUCAUCAUCCGUGGAAAGCUUUCCAAGUUCAUGGUCGGGAUUCUCAAGCGGUCAACCUUGUAUCAGUCCCUUGACUCGUCAGUGUUCUGCAUUUACUGCAAGUGCUUCUUCUCAAACAACAUGGACAAUGCGGGCUACCUUCCCAGAAUAUGUGGUUGCUCUUGCUACGAUUGUCGGAUCCGUGCUAUUUUCGAUAUUUGGAGGUGUUGGGAUUGCUUGCCUACCGUUGGGACUUAUCUUUUCAUUUAUCCGGCGCCCCAAGGCAGUAAUUACUCGCUCACAGUACAUAAAGGAGGCGACUGAACUGGGAAAGAAAGCUAAAGAAUUGAAAAAAGCUGCUGAAGCCCUUCACCAAGAAGAGAGGAAUGGUAACAAAGGCAGAAAAUGGCGCAAAAACGUGAAGGCUGUUGAAAAGGAAUUACUACUCCUGGAAGAUGAUAUGAAGGCUUUGGAGGAAAUGUAUCCUCAGGGAGAGCAGGCUGAGACUACUUGGGCGUUUACCGUCCUUGGAUACAUAGGGAAGUUCAUAUUGGGUAUUAUUGGGUUGGUUGUCUCCGUAGCCUGGGUUGCGCAUAUUGUCAUAUACUUAUUGAUUGACCCUCCUCUUUCGCCUUUCUUGAAUGAGGUCUUCGUCAAACUGGAUAGUGUUUGGGGUCUGCUUGGUACUGCAGCAUUUGCGUUUUUCUGCUUCUAUCUAUUGCUCGCAGUGAUUGCAGGGGAAAUGAUGCUUGGUCUCAAAUUAGUCUUCAUUACCAUCCACCCAAUGAAAUGGGGAGCGACUCUCAUGAACUCUUUUCUAUUUAAUGUUGGGCUUAUUCUACUUUGCUCAAUCAGUGUGAUUCAGUUCUGCGCCACAGCUUUUGGUUACUAUGCGCAAGCAACUGCUGCUCAAGAGAUUUUCGGCCACACACUGCAAUCUUUGCGUGGAAUCAAGUAUCUGUACAAGUAUAACGUCUUCCAGUAUGUAUUUGUUGGCCUGGCAGUGAUCACGCUCGUCUACUAUGCACUAUUUGGAUGGAGAAAGAGAAAGCCAACCGGAAGGUUUCAGCUUUCGAACUGAUGAAUUUGUGCUUUGACUGUAAGCUCGAAUUCCGUCGAAGUUGAUCUUAUUUUGUCGUGGAAUUAUAGAGUUUGCUAGUGAUGUAUAUGGUCUCAACACUUGCUACUUGGAGAGACGAUGAUGUAAAACUAGUGAGCUUCGCUUCUUGAAGAAGUGCAAGAAGAGUUGUGGCCGCCCUGCAUUGUUCGGAUGACUCGCCGUUUGUUUUGUAUAUCACGCCGUUGUUUCUUUGUCCCUCCUUCCGACUUCCAAUGUAUUCUUGUUCUAUAUAGUUGGCUGAUGUAAUUUUAUACUCUGGAUCCUUUGCGAGAGAAAGAUUGGUUGGUUGGUCUUUCCUUUUUUUUCUUUUUUUUUUUUUUGAUUAAUGCUGUCUAUUAAUGUGGGAGACUCUUUUGUACAUGUUCUGUUAGUUUCCAUGCGAAAUAUUUGAUGCUUACUUCCAGUA
Ananas comosus (pineapple) is the source of this 2181-nucleotide messenger RNA. Its product is annotated as LIMR family protein Os06g0128200-like. The record is from RefSeq and is a predicted model, not a curated record. Lineage: Eukaryota; Viridiplantae; Streptophyta; Magnoliopsida; Poales; Bromeliaceae. The transcript is spliced from 14 exons. Bases 204 to 1736 code for a protein of 510 amino acids.